GCAGGCAGACAGACAUCUUCAAAUGAAUGAACAAAAUAUUGUCACCGCACUGAGCGAAACAAUAAUCAUGAAACAAACGCACGCUUCACUGAGCUCGGGUUCGAAGCACGAGUUAAUGAAUCCGCUCCCCCGAUAUAUCCUCUUUCUGAAUACAAACCAACCGUCUGGCUCUCGCUCGCUAGUCUGAUUGCGCUGUGGAUUCGCAAUUCCGAGACAAUUUUAAAACAAAUAAUUCAGAUCCCAGCCAGACUUUGCCAGAGGCAAGACACACGGCAGCUCACAGCACUGCGGGCGAGGUUCCGUCCGACCGGAACAGGAGAGAGGAGGGUUGAGAGAAAGCGAUAGGCGCGUUCACACAUGGAUAACAGCUGGACUGGAUAUGCAAAUAAGCUGCCAGGAAUGAGGGCACGGAGCACCCACGAGUCUUCUUAAGUAUUGAUCGAUAGGGGAUAUUAGGGUCAGCUAGCCAGAGCGGGCGCAGUUAUAAACAACUAAAUGAAGGCGCGCUCACUCGGAGCAAGUUGAGAAACUGUGCAUCACAGACUGUCAAAACCCAACGCGACGUUGAACAUAUUCAGCUAUCAAAUAGGCUACAAGUCUAUUUUUGCAACAACAUGUCAGUGUUUUGUCAGAAGGACAGCAGGGUUUGAAUGUCUCGGACUGGGAGGACAUAAAUUGGCAGCCCUAAGGUUUUCGAAAUGCCAGAGAAUGUUUCGUUCUCCAGGAACCGCACAGAACUGGAAGCGCGGCCGGGGGCGCGUCCCGCAUGGGCUAUCACUGUGCUGGCCAGCGUGCUGAUCUUCACCACGGUGGUGGAUGUCCUGGGCAACUUGCUGGUUAUCAUUUCAGUGCUUAGGAACCGGAAACUUAGGAAUGCGGGGAACGUGUUUGUGGUGAGCCUGGCCUUUGCUGACCUCGUGGUGGCCUUCUACCCCUACCCAUUGGUGCUCUACGCCAUCUUCCAUGACGGCUGGUCGCUGGGAGAGACACAGUGCAAAGUCAGUGGUUUCCUGAUGGGCCUGAGCGUCAUUGGCUCCAUCUUCAACAUCACCGGCAUCGCCAUCAACCGCUACUGUUACAUCUGCCACAGCUUUGCCUACGACAGGCUGUACAGCUACCGCAAUACCCUCUUACUGGUGGGGCUCAUCUGGCUUCUCACCAUCCUGGCCAUCAUACCAAACUUCUUCGUAGGGUCGCUCCAGUACGACCCCAGGGUGUAUUCGUGUACCUUUGCCCAGGCCGUCAGUACAUCGUACACCAUCACUGUGGUGGUGAUUCAUUUCUUUGUGCCCAUCGCCGUGGUUACCUUCUGCUACCUGAGGAUCUGGAUCCUGGUCAUCCAGGUGAGGAGGAAGGUGAAGUCAGAGGUGAAGCCCCGCCUCAAACCCAGCGACAUGCGCAACUUCAUCACCAUGUUUGUGGUGUUCGUGCUCUUCGCCAUCUGCUGGGCGCCGCUCAACUUCAUCGGUCUGGCCGUGGCCAUCGACCCAGAGACGGUGGCACCACGGAUCCCCGAGUGGCUGUUCGUGGUCAGCUACUUCAUGGCGUACUUCAACAGUUGCCUUAACGCCAUCAUCUACGGCCUGCUCAACCAGAACUUCCGUAAGGAAUACAAACGGAUUAUCAUGUCCAUGUGGAUGCCGGGUCUGUUCUUCCAGGAGGCGUCACAGGGGGGUACAGAGGGUAUGAGGAGCAAGCCCUCGCCCAGACUGGGACUCAACAACAACGAUCACGUCAAGGGAGAGGCUUUGUGACGCUGACUCCAAGGUUCUUCUCUCCUCCACUCCUCCCCUAUGGUGUUGUUGGACUUGUUUCUUUUUUCUUCUCUCUCUCUCUCUCUCUCUCUCUCUCUCUCUCUCUCUCUCUCUCUCUCUUUCUCUCUCUCUCUCUCUCUCUCUCUCUCUCUCUCUCUCUCUCUCUCUCUCUCUCUCUCUCUCUCUCUCUCUCUCUCUCUCUCUCUCUCUCUCUCUCUCUCUCUCUCUCUCUUUUCAGUCAUGGAGUUCCAUUUCUCUCCUGUAUCUCACUGACUGCACAGUUGUGCUGUUACCGAAGCCUCAAAGAACAGUCAGAAUGGUGCGUAUUAAAGAGAGAGAGACACACACAAAGGUGUUGACUGAUGCUAAGUGACUGUGUUAUUCACAAUUCGAAGAGUGCCAUUCAUGAAGCAUAUAUGUUCUAACUUAUUAUGUAUCAUGUCCUUAAGUAUACACCUCAGGCUGCCUGCCUCCUCUCUGCUGCUGUAGCAUUAUGCAUUUCAAAGUUUAAGCCCCAAAAGUAUUAUUGCAUUUUUUUUUACCCCAUUACGCCCAUGACAUUUUUGUAUAAGACAGGGUAUUUAAAGACACAUUUGUUAUCUUCACAGUUUCCUCUGUAAAAGUAUUUAUCACACAGUUUAUUUUAUUUUCUAUAUCGAUAUAUCUAUAUCAUUAUGACAAUCAUUAUGGCCAGCGUACAUUAGCGUAGAAAACAAUUUAUAAAAACCCUAUUGGUUGUAAAUAACAAAUAAGCGAUGGAGCAUGCCAACGGUAGGAGCUCACAAGGUCCUACUUACUAACUAGGCAAUUGGAUUGUCAAAAGGUGCCUGAUUUUAUGCUCAUGCUCUCAAACAGGAGAUUUACCAAAAACAACCCCUUUACAAUUUAACCCAGUUAGUAUGGGUUAACUUGUUAGGGUUGGAGUCAGCAUAUAGCGUUAGACUUAGAGUUACACAAGGAUAUAAGACUGAAUAGACAACUACAUUAGAUACAUCAGCAGAUUUGGUCAUUUCUGUUGAGUCAGGAAUGGGGUGCUGUGAUGCCCCUCGACGGAGUGUCCCGAAAAACCCUCGCUGGUACAUUAUAAGCACAAUAAAGCUGUUUUAUCUCGGACGACAUUGUACUUAUGCAGUUUACAGGUUUCAACUGUACUCUUAGUAAUGCAUGAAGACGUGACCUAUUCUAUGCAUUUUACACUUCAUGUCAUUACCUUAAAACACUACAGCAAACCAACUUACUCAAUAUGGUAUGUGAAUAAGGACAAUACUGUUUUUAUGAAGAUGUUAAUCUUAGUACAAAUCAAGUGAAUUAAUUCAGGCCAUAAUGACGCUGAAUACCGUUGUUGUGAUACUGUGUUCCAUGAUGAUGAAGAAUGUGCAUGAUAAACUUUGAUGCUUUGUGUAUUGUUUUGGUUGUUUGUUUGUUUUUUAUUUUAGUUUUGCUUUGAAGAAACUAGGGUCUCUAUUCAAUCCGUAUCGCGGAAGUUCAGCGUUACAGCGUGAUUGAAAUUUAAAAGCAAUGUUCCCACGUUAGCAGAGACUACAUUCACUGUACACACUGCAUAUGUUGGCUCAAUCAGAAAUUACCUUCAUAUUUCUAUUGAUGACCUUGUGAAAUCUGCUGCUGAAGAUAUCGAUGAUGUUGACAAAGAUUAUAUGAU
Messenger RNA from Oncorhynchus gorbuscha (pink salmon), 3414 nucleotides. RefSeq names its product melatonin receptor type 1B-B-like. Gene Ontology annotation, cellular component: membrane. Gene Ontology annotation, biological process: G protein-coupled receptor signaling pathway. Gene Ontology annotation, molecular function: melatonin receptor activity. The transcript is spliced from 3 exons. Lineage: Eukaryota; Metazoa; Chordata; Actinopteri; Salmoniformes; Salmonidae. The record is from RefSeq and is a predicted model, not a curated record. Bases 699 to 1754 code for a protein of 351 amino acids.